GUUCUGUUGAGUAUGGCGAAGAUAAAGCCAAGGCUUCCGCCCUUGCCCAAGAUGGCGUACAGGCAUCCUUCUUAACUUCCACUUGUUUUGGUGGCGUCUGACGUUGCAGCUGGUAGUGGGUGGAGCUGUUAACAAACCGCAAAUGUAGGGUCCUCUGAGCGGGAGUCAGCCAUGGACUGGAAAGACGUGCUUCGUCGGCGGUUAGCGUCGCCCAACUCGGAUCCAAAGAGGAAAAAAAGCGAACAAGAAUUAAAAGAUGAAGAAAUGGAUUUGUUUACCAAAUACUACUCAGAAUGGAAAGGAGGUAGAAAAAACACAAAUGAAUUCUAUAAGACCAUUCCCCGGUUUUAUUACAGGUUGCCAGCUGAAGAUGAAGUCUUACUACAGAAAUUAAGAGAGGAAUCUAGAGCUGUCUUUCUACAGAGGAAAAGCAGAGAACUCUUAGAUAAUGAAGAAUUACAGAACUUAUGGUUUUUGUUGGAUAAACACCAGAUACCACCUAUGAUUGGAGAGGAAGCAAUGAUCAAUUAUGAAAAUUUUUUGAAGGUUGGUGAAAAGGCUGGACCAAAGUGCAAGCAAUUUUUUACUGCAAAAGUCUUUGCCAAACUCCUCCAUACAGAUUCAUAUGGGAGAGUUUCCAUCAUGCAAUUCUUUAACUACGUCAUGCGAAAAGUUUGGCUACAUCAGACAAGAAUAGGACUCAGUUUAUAUGAUGUUGCUGGACAAGGAUACCUUCGGGAAUCGGACUUAGAGAACUACAUCCUGGAGCUCAUCCCCACCUUGCCACAGUUAGAUGGCUUGGAAAAAUCCUUUUACUCCUUCUAUGUUUGUACAGCAGUUAGGAAGUUCUUCUUCUUCUUGGACCCUCUAAGGACAGGGAAAAUCAAAAUUCAAGAUAUUUUAGCAUGCAGCUUCCUGGAUGAUUUACUGGAGCUAAGAGAUGAGGAAUUGUCCAAAGAAAGUCAAGAAACGAAUUGGUUUUCUGCUCCUUCUGCCCUGAGGGUCUAUGGUCAGUAUUUGAAUCUUGAUAAAGAUCAUAAUGGCAUGCUAAGUAAAGAAGAGCUCUCCAGAUACGGAACAGCCACCAUGACCAAUGUCUUCCUAGACCGAGUUUUCCAGGAGUGUCUCACUUACGAUGGAGAGAUGGACUAUAAGACCUACCUGGACUUUGUUCUCGCCUUAGAAAACAGAAAGGAGCCCGCGGCUCUGCAGUAUAUUUUCAAACUGCUGGACAUCGAGAACAAGGGGUACCUGAAUGUCUUUUCCCUUAAUUAUUUCUUUAGGGCCAUACAAGAACUAAUGAAAAUCCAUGGACAGGAUCCUGUUUCAUUUCAAGAUGUCAAGGAUGAAAUCUUUGACAUGGUCAAACCUAAGGAUCCUUUGAAAAUCUCACUUCAGGAUUUAAUCAAUAGUAAUCAAGGAGACACAGUCACUACCAUUCUAAUUGAUCUCAAUGGCUUCUGGACCUAUGAAAACAGAGAAGCCCUUGUUGCAAAUGACAACGAGAACUCUGCAGAUCUUGAUGAUACCUGAUCUCUGCAAGAAUAGACUUCCUUCAUGAGGAUGCCUGAAUGCUGCAUGCAAAACCCUGGAAGCAGAACCCCUAGAAACAUAAAUAAAACUCAUCACAUGCCUGUACA
Messenger RNA from Rattus norvegicus (Norway rat), 1640 nucleotides. It is a transcript of the gene Ppp2r3c, whose product is annotated as protein phosphatase 2, regulatory subunit B'', gamma. Gene Ontology annotation, cellular component: nucleus; cytoplasm. NCBI's taxonomy places the organism in Eukaryota, Metazoa, Chordata, Mammalia, Rodentia, Muridae. Gene Ontology annotation, biological process: regulation of dephosphorylation. The record is from RefSeq and is marked provisional. Bases 172 to 1533 code for a protein of 453 amino acids. The transcript is spliced from 14 exons.